Messenger RNA from Sinocyclocheilus rhinocerous, 1857 nucleotides. RefSeq names its product ras-related protein Rab-4A-like. The transcript has 8 exons. The record is from RefSeq and is a predicted model, not a curated record. Gene Ontology annotation, biological process: Rab protein signal transduction. Bases 114 to 755 code for a protein of 213 amino acids. NCBI's taxonomy places the organism in Eukaryota, Metazoa, Chordata, Actinopteri, Cypriniformes, Cyprinidae. Gene Ontology annotation, molecular function: GTPase activity; GTP binding.
UCCGACAAGGAUGCGCGAAACCCUCGAAGGGAUUUCCCUUUAUUUGAUAUCCUUGUUGAUUGCCUUGAAAGAAGGAAACAUAGUAUAAACAGACUAGAAACACAGCGCCAGUCAUGUCAGAGACAUACGAUUUCCUGUUUAAGUUUCUUGUAAUCGGAAAUGCAGGAACUGGAAAAUCUUGUCUGCUUCAUCAGUUUAUAGAAAAAAGAUUCAAAGAUGACUCGAAUCACACUAUCGGGGUUGAAUUUGGCUCGAAGAUAAUCAGUGUGGUCAAUAAGUUUGUCAAGCUCCAGAUCUGGGAUACAGCAGGACAGGAGCGUUUCAGGUCUGUAACACGCAGCUACUACAGAGGGGCAGCAGGGGCUCUUCUCGUGUAUGACAUCACUAGUCGAGAAACAUACAACGCUCUGACCAACUGGCUGACAGAUGCCAGGAUGCUGGCCAGCCAGAACAUAGUGAUCAUACUGUGUGGAAAUAAGAAAGAUCUGGAUGCUGACCGUGAAGUCACCUUUCUGGAGGCCUCGCGCUUCGCUCAAGAGAAUGAGCUCAUGUUUUUGGAGACCAGUGCUCUAACAGGGGAGAACGUGGAGGAAGCUUUUGUCCAGUGUGCUCGGAAAAUCCUUAACAAAAUAGAGUCAGGCGAGCUGGACCCGGAGCGGAUGGGUUCAGGAAUCCAGUACGGAGAUGCAGCGUUGCGGCAGCUGCGUUCUCCCAGAUGGGCUCAAGCAGGGAGCGUGCAGGAGUGUGGCUGUUAACACAGAUCCCAGUCAGCUGACCAACCAGGCAGGUUUUGUGAACACGAGGAGGAGGACAUUAGUGGGGAGUUUGACGUACGGCUCAUCAUGGUGGAGUGACUGUUUCCCUCACCUUACUUUUACUCCUGUUCUGACAUGCUGGGGGACCCCCUGUGCUCCAGAAGGCUCUGGAAAAUGUUUACUGUCCCCCUCGGGCCCAAGCCAAGACAUCUGUGGUACCCAAAACCCUGAGGGUAGCUAAAAGACCCGGCCCUUGUCCCUGAGAAUACUGCACUGAGCCCCUGCCCUGUCUUUCCCUCUUCCAUAUGUAGAUGUUGUGUAGAGAAGAGUUUCUAUUAUCACCGUGGAGCACGUUUCAUGGUUGCAGUGCUACGACAUAUUCAUAAAUGACUAUAUAUAGCAUAUAUAUAGCUUAGGCAUACUGUAUCCCUGCUUUAUGGCACGCACCUGUAAAUCUUAUCAAUGGAGUUUAUCGUGCAUUAUCUUGCUAACACAUUGUUUCCCUUUUAUUUGCUUUUUAUUUUUUUUCCAUGUCUGUUGUAUUUUAUUUUUUGGUUCGUAUGUUUUAGGAAAGGAUGCUAGGAUGUUUGUUUAAAUUUAAGGGCCAGUGCACACUUACCUUCAUAUCGCACUGUAAUACAUUGUCAGUAUGAACAGCUUCAAAAUCAGUGUUACAUGCUCUAUAUUUAUUGUAAAGCAUUCUUGUGCUGCAGUCCCAUUUUAAGGUGUCUGUUGGAAUGACACUGUGUUUAAACCGAUUUCUUUGUUUUCGAAAAUAGAUUGUGUUGUUUUUCUCUCCUUUUUUUUGUUUUGUUUUGUUGAGAAAAUGUAUUUUCUUAUUUUUAUCUACUUGUCCCCUGUACUUCUCUAUACAUUUUAAGUGAACAUAUCUCAAAUAAGCUUGCACUGAAAAUUAAUGAUAAAUCAUUGUGGACUUGACUUCAUAAUGCUUGUCAUUAUGUCUUUCUAUCAAGCUUUUAUGUUUGUAAAAAUGUAAAAUGGGACAAUUGCCAAUAGUCAUGUUUAACACUGCACUGAAUGGUAGUUGGUUCUUGGUUUUUCAUUAAUCUUGUGUCGACACUUUACAUCGACCUCAAAAAAA